AUGAACCCCUGUGAGAAGUAUCAUGCACGUAGGCGAAAACCAUUCAAACUCGCUCUGCAGAUCAUCAAAAUUGCCAUUAUUAUCAUUGAACAGUAUGGACAUUUGCACAAUAUCACAGUUGGAAAUCAUGAAUAUGAGAGGAAUGGUGUUGUCUACACACCCCUGUCACUAUGUCAGGAGUUCUACAGGAAUGGAAGUAUCUACUCUGGAAAUGAGACCUUUGAAAUUGACACCCAGGUGGAGACUGAGUGCUUUAAAGUUUAUCCAAUGUAUCAUGGGUCACUGCGAGUCGUGCUUCCACAUUUUGAAUUGCAUUUCAAAAGGAUGAUCUCUGUCAAGAUCAUGUUUGUUCUCAAGGCCAUAAAUUUAGAGACAGUGAGACAUCGAGAGCUGCCAUACUGCUACGAUUUUACUGUUACUAUCACUUUCAACAACCAAGUUCACAGUGGCAGGAUAAAGGUUGACUUGGAAAACGAUGUAGAUGACAUCAAUGAAUGCAAAGAAUGGAGAUUAAUUGGAGAAUCUGCUCAAAACACAUACUUGACUGUGCUGUUUGACUGCCUCAUCAUUGUAACGUGCCUCGCCUCCUUCGUGCUCUGCACACGCUCGGUGAUCAGUGGGAUUCAGCUGCAGUUUGAGUACACACUCUACUACCGGAACCACUGUGGUAAACACGUCCCAUGGUCAGACAAGCUGGAGUUUGUGAGCGGUUGGUAUAUCCUGAUCAUUGUCAGUGACAUAUUGACCAUCAUUGGCUCCAUUCUGAAGAUAGAGAUCCAUUCUAAGGUUCUCAGAAGUUAUGAUGUUUGCAGCAUCCUCCUUGGCACAGGCACCAUGUUGGUCUGGAUUGGGGUCAUCCGCUACUUAGGCUACUUUAGGAAGUAUAAUAUUCUUAUUCUGACACUCAGGGCAGCUCGCCCAAAUGUUAUCCGUUUCAUCUGCUGUGCUGGAAUUAUCUACCUGAGUUACUGUUUUUGCGGGUGGAUAGUUCUCGGUCCCUAUCAUGAGAAGUUCCGGACCUUGAACACAGUGUCAGAGUGUCUGUUCUCAUUGAUCAAUGGAGAUGAUAUGUUUUCCACCUUUGAAAACAUGAAGAAGAAGAGCUACCUGGUGUGGCUUUUCAGCAGAGUUUACCUUUACACCUUCGUCUCGCUCUUCAUCUACAUGAUUCUCAACCUUUUCAUCACCCUCAUCACUGACACCUAUGACACCAUCAAGUCUGGGGUGUACAGAGAUGACAGGGACUGUAACAGCUGCAUCCUGAACUGCUGCAUCAGGUGCAGGGAGUGUCAGGAGAGGCUGAGAUUUGAUUCAUAGCAGGUCUUUAAUGUCAAGCUAUUCAGAGGCUAGACUCU
Monopterus albus (swamp eel) is the source of this 1355-nucleotide messenger RNA. It is a transcript of the gene mcoln3b, whose product is annotated as mucolipin TRP cation channel 3b. The record is from RefSeq and is a predicted model, not a curated record. Gene Ontology annotation, cellular component: lysosomal membrane; plasma membrane. Gene Ontology annotation, molecular function: NAADP-sensitive calcium-release channel activity. NCBI's taxonomy places the organism in Eukaryota, Metazoa, Chordata, Actinopteri, Synbranchiformes, Synbranchidae.